Molecule: messenger RNA, 343 nt
Organism: Sinocyclocheilus rhinocerous
Lineage: Eukaryota; Metazoa; Chordata; Actinopteri; Cypriniformes; Cyprinidae
Product: WD repeat-containing protein 7-like
Exons: 3
Cellular component (GO): cytoplasm
Source: RefSeq, a predicted model, not a curated record
AGGACACAGUGGUGGCUGUGUCUGUCACUGGGAUUCUUAAGGUGUGGAUCAUCACCGCUGACGUCAGCAGGAUGCAGGAUCUGGACCCUGUUUUUGAGGAAGAGUCGAAGCCCAUCUACUGUCAGGGCUGCCAGAGCAUCUCGUUCUGCACAUUCACACAGCUCUCGCUGCUGGUGGUGUGUUCGAAGUACUGGAGGGUGUUUGAUGCGGGGGAUUUCUCCCUGCUGUGUUCGGUCCCGAGCGAGAACAAUCAGUCGUGGGUCGGAGGAGAAUUCAUUGCUGCUGAUAAAGUCAUAAUCUGGACCGAAGAUGGUUGCAGCUACAUUUACAAACUACCGGCCAG